Messenger RNA from Chaetura pelagica (chimney swift), 426 nucleotides. It is a transcript of the gene PLD6, whose product is annotated as phospholipase D family, member 6. Gene Ontology annotation, molecular function: RNA endonuclease activity producing 5'-phosphomonoesters, hydrolytic mechanism. Gene Ontology annotation, cellular component: mitochondrion. Gene Ontology annotation, biological process: piRNA processing. The record is from RefSeq and is a predicted model, not a curated record. The coding region runs from base 1 to 426 and encodes 141 amino acids. NCBI's taxonomy places the organism in Eukaryota, Metazoa, Chordata, Aves, Apodiformes, Apodidae. The transcript is spliced from 3 exons.
AUGUCCAGUACUAGCCGCCUCCUGCAGCUCCUGCUCUCCGCCCGCCGCUCCCUCGACCUCUGCCUCUUCUCUUUCUCCCACCAGCAGUUAGCCCGAGCCGUUCGGAUCCUUCACCGCCGCGGCGUCCGGGUCCGCGUGGUGACCGACGAGCAGUACAUGGGGCUGCAGGGCUCGCAGAUCGGCCUCCUGCGGCAGGCGGGGAUCCAGGUGCGCCAUGACCAGGACUCUGGUUACAUGCACCACAAGUUUGCCAUCGUGGACAGGAGGCUGCUCAUCACGGGCUCCCUCAACUGGACCGCCAGCGCUAUCCAGAGCAACCGGGAGAACUUGCUGGUCCUGGAAGACACUGAGUAUGUGAAGCCUUUUCUGGAUGAGUUUGAAAGGAUUUGGGAAGAGUACAAUCCCAUCAACUACAAAUUUUUUUGA